AUGUCAUUCAACGGGAAUGAUCUAAGAACUCGUAGGAUGAGAUCGAAAAUUAACCGUAGUAUGGAUGUAAGGAACUUAUUCGGGGAUCCGUUUGCUAUAUCGACAAUAUCUAUUGCAAUUAUAUCAUGGGUGAUUGCCAUUGUAGGUUCUAUUGCAGCUGCUUCUACAAAUGAAACUUUCCCAAGAUUUACUUGGUGGGGGAUUGCUUAUCAAUUUCUCCUUUUAGUCAUUUUGGUUCUGUUAUAUUCAUUCGAUACUGUCGAUUAUUAUAAGAAUUUUUUAACUGGUGCAUUCUCAGUAGCAUUUGUAUAUAAUACAAAUAGUGCCACAAAUUUAGUGUACGCUACGGGAUCUAAGAAAGCUGCAGCUGCAGCAGGGGUAAUCUUAUUAUCAGUAAUUAAUCUGAUUUGGAUCUUUUAUUACGGUGGUGAUAAUGCUUCACCGACUAAUAGAUGGAUCGAUUCUUUCUCCCUAAAGGGUAUUAAAGUUUCUGCAUAUGAAAACACCAUAAUGAGAACACGUCGUCGUACUAGUAGGAAUGCUGUCAAUAAUAGACGAACUAGUAGAUUCAUGCCAAUGAGUCCUGGGUUUAACAACGUCAAACAUGAAAACUAUAUGUCUUCCAAUGCAUUGACUGGGUUUGAAAACGCUGAUCCAUUAGCCACACAAAUGAAUAGUUCACAUACAAAUAUUGAAAUUGAUACAGGGUUGAGUGAUCAACCAGUGCUAUCUGCAGGUUCCAAUAAUAAUACAGAGAACACGUUCUUGUCUGUAACUUCAAACGGUUCUGUAUCCGAUACAACCAUGGGAGACACUUUAGGUCUUUAUAGUGAUAUCGGUGAUGAUAAUUUCAAAUAUACUGCGAAGACUUUAUAUUCAUAUCAGGCCGAUGAUGCUGACCAAUAUGAAAUCUCAUUUGAGCAAGGUGAAAUAUUGAAGGUUAGUGACAUCGAAGGCAGAUGGUGGAAAGCAAGAAGAGCAAAUGGUGAAACUGGUAUUAUUCCAAGUAAUUAUGUUCAAUUAAUUGAUGAUGAUGCUGAUUUUUAA
Molecule: messenger RNA, 1047 nt
Organism: Maudiozyma saulgeensis
Lineage: Eukaryota; Fungi; Ascomycota; Saccharomycetes; Saccharomycetales; Saccharomycetaceae
Source: the annotation of a GenBank genome assembly